AUGACGUAUUUGCGUGACGAACAACUACGUCGCCGUCAACUCGACCCGACAUCCACGUCAUCGCAACUCAACGUCGUCUCUCAUCUGAAUCCACUCGAAGAACGUCUCAUCGAACUAGGCGUCGACUUUGAGAUUCAGGAGCAGCAGCGACGAAUUCAGACGGAAUUCGAGAACUAUCAUUUGCAACAACAACAACAACAACAGUUGCAACAAUUUCAUCAACAACAACAACACCCGACGACUCAACAACAACUCAAUCAGCAACAACAACAGCAGUACUAUCAACACCUUCAACUGCAACAACAACAACAAUUACAACUACUUCAGCAUCAACAACAACAGGAACUAGUUGCAUCUAAGCAAGGACAGCAACAGGACAAACAGAAGCGUAAAUACACGAAGAGAAAGAACGCGUUGCUCACCGUGGCGUCUGCCGACAUGAAAUCGCCUGGAACUACAUCAUUGGAGGCCGCCGGUGGUGGCGGCGGUGGUGGGGCGACGACGUCAUCGGCGGCAUCUGGAGCACAACAUCUUCAACUCCCCGAUGUCGUCGUCGUCGCUCCAGGAGCACACGCUCCGCCCCCUACAGAAGCCGUCUCACCGGCACCGUCAAACGCGACGUCGACGAAUAAGCGAAGUGCCAGUGAAUCACCGCCGGGCGGUCCGAAAGUCGCACGUGUUGAUAAUGAGGAUAAUGCGGCUGUUGUGAGCGCCGCACAGGCUGCCGCUUAUUUCGCCGCCCAUCCACCACCAACGAGUGCUCCCCAGUCACUCAUCGGAAUCUCCGCAGCAACACAAGCACAAAUUCAAAUUCAACAGGCUCAGCAGGCGGCUCAAGCAGCUCAAGCGGCCGCCCAAGCCACUCAAUCCCUAUAUAUCAAUACGGGCGGUGCCCCAACAGCCACUACAGUAGCCGCACCAAUCCCACCGUCCGGACCGCCUACAGUAGCCGCGCCGACGCCAGUACCCGGAGUACCGAAUCCAGCGAUCGUUCAACAACAACAACAGGCGGCACACGCGGAAGCUUUACGUAUUCUUCAAGGAGGAUUGACUUCUGGACUUCCGUUUCUUGGCACAAACGGUGGAAAUACGAUACCGUACUUCACCGCACUCCAACAACAAUUUCAGCAAUUGAAUGGGGUCAAUGGAGGGGGUGGAGCUGGUGGACUACAAUUCGGAAAUGCUGCGUUGGGACCACAACUUGCGGGCGCCGCGUUGUUGGCAGCGGUUCCUGGACCACCUGUGAAGAAAACCGGUCGUUGGAGUGGAAUGCACGUAAAAAUAGCCACUGACAUUCAGAAUUUGCGGCAACAACAGGAGGAGAAGAAGAAGACGUCAUCUGCCACGACGACACCGUCAAACUCGAAAAAAUCGUCGCCACAACACGCGAAACCAGCGCCAGCAGCUACAGUAACCGCCGCACCGGUACCCAUCCAACAGCCACAACCGACGUCAUCAGCGUCAUCGUCAUCUGGAGACAAAGGAGACACACCGAUCAUCAUCUCCGCCACUAUCAACAACGCUCCGCCACCAUCGGCUCCGGUUGCUCAGAUCGCGCCGACGGCACCCCAGCAGCCACAACAGCCGCCACCCGCAUCGUCGGCACCCGUUGGAGGACGUGCGGCGGCCACGACAACUGCAACAGCGGCGGCACAAACACAAUCGAUUCAAUUCACGCAAUUCCCACCACCACAAUUGUCGGGUGGGCCCACAUAUUCUGGAAAUGCUCAACUGAUGGCGGCCGCGAUAAAUGAGGCGACGCGACGUGUUGCGGCGACACCAAAACCAGCGACCGCGCGUCCCCCAUCGGCCGCCGUCACCACCCAAUCGAUCACUCAACUCGCCACAGCCCCACCCCAUCAACAACAACAACAACAACGUCCCCCAGCCGCCGCCGGACUCAUCGGAAUCACUGCCGCCACGUCAUCACAACAAGCCACGCCCACUUUGCAACAAGUGGCCACAAGUAUGGGAUUGCAACCGUCACAAGUCAGUGAUUUGGCGACACAACAGGCUCAAUAUCAGAUGUUGUUGCAGCAGAAGGCGCAGGAGCAGGCGGCCGCCCAAGCACAGGCUCAAUCCCAACAGCAACAACUCUUCGCCCUCCUCCAACAACAACAACAACCGGCGUCGGCGGUACUCAACCCGCAACAGCAACAACAUCAACAGCACUUGCAACAGUUGUUGUUGCUUAAUGCGAUGUCAAAUCCGCAAAUGUAUCUCCAACAACUGCAACAACCAACGAUUCAACAACCGGGACAACCGGCUGCUCAACCAGCGCCCUCAGUGACUCCACAACAACAACAACAACUCGAUUUAUUCCGUCAACUGGAAGCUCAAGCUCAGGCUCAGGCUCAAGCACAAGCGAUAGCUCAAGCACAGGCAGCGGCUCAGGCGGCCGCGCAGGCUCAAGCACAAGCCGCCGCACAACAACAGGCUCAGCAACAACAACAACAACAACAUCAACAACAAUUGCAACAACAACAACAACUCGCACAACAACAACAAUUACAACAAAUUCAACAAUUGUUGUUGUCGGGAAGCGCUGGACCGGCGGGAAGCGAUUUGAUCCGCAUGUUGCAAGUUGCUCAGCAACAACAAGUUGCACAACAACAACAACAACAAGUUGCGGCCGCUCAACAACAACAACAACAGGCUCAACAACAGGCGGCGGCUCAGCAACAAGCGGCUCAGCAACAACAGGCUCAACAGGCUCAACAUAACCAACAACUCGCCGCAGCGGCCGCACAAGCAAGUCGUCAACAACAACAACAACAACAACAACCGACACAAAAUCAAUACGAAGCAUUGAUUCAACAACAACGACUUCUCGCCGCUCAACAGGCUCAAGUUGCCGCUCAACAACAACAACAACAGCCACAACAACAAUUACAACAACAACAACAACAAUUACAACAACAACAACAACAACAAUUGCAACAACAACACCUCCAACAAAUGUUGAGUUUGAAUCCCGGAUUGUUGGCGUCACUCCAUGCACAACAACAACAACAACAGGCGGCUGCAGUUGCGGCUGCACAACAACAACAACAACAACAACAAAAGCCACCAACUCUACCAAAUGGACGAUAA
Messenger RNA from Caenorhabditis remanei, 3093 nucleotides. RefSeq lists its product as uncharacterized. The record is from RefSeq and is a predicted model, not a curated record. The transcript has 10 exons. NCBI's taxonomy places the organism in Eukaryota, Metazoa, Nematoda, Chromadorea, Rhabditida, Rhabditidae. Bases 1 to 3093 code for a protein of 1030 amino acids.